Coprinopsis cinerea okayama7#130 is the source of this 171-nucleotide messenger RNA. RefSeq lists its product as hypothetical. Gene Ontology annotation, cellular component: mitochondrial inner membrane. Lineage: Eukaryota; Fungi; Basidiomycota; Agaricomycetes; Agaricales; Psathyrellaceae. Bases 1 to 171 code for a protein of 56 amino acids. The transcript has 4 exons. The record is from RefSeq and is a predicted model, not a curated record.
AUGGCAGGAGGACCAAGGGCACCAGGAUUCCACCCACAUCUCCCUGGAAAGGGCUACACGUUCCUUGGAACUGCCCUAGGCGCAACAAUGUGGUUCUUCAUCUUCUACCGAGCCCGACAAGACGGUGCAAAGCUUUUGGGCAAACACCCAUGGGACAGCGAGCACCACUAA